GGCAAAGUCGACCUCGGUGGAAUUUGAACUCAGAACAAAAAGACAGACGAAAUACCGCUAAGCAUUUCAAGCAACAGAAAUAACUGGGGAAUAGAAUAUAAAAAAAAAAGAAAAAAAGAAAAACAUUUGGACUUUGUGGUGAGAGGAGAAAAAUAAUGGAAUUUGAAUUACGUGAUAAUGAGGUUAAUUGUAAUACACAGUCGUUAAGGAUUGAUUUUACUGAAGAUGAAACAGAAGAAGAAGAGAAAACAUCAUUUCACUGUGAUGUCUGCAACAAGUCCUUCUUUCUCAAAGAUGAACAGACGAUUCACAAAUGUUUCCAUGCAGGAGAGGAUCUCUAUCGCUGUGACAUCUGUGGUAAAUCAUUCUCUGAAAAGGUUCGUUUGACCACACAUAAACACAUUCACGCAGGUGUCGAGCCGUAUCGCUGUAAUACCUGUGGUAAAUCAUUCUCUCAGAAUCAUAGCUUAGCUAUUCACAAAUGCAUCCACAUUGUGGUUAAGUCACAUCAUUGCGAUAUCUGUGGUAAAUCAUUCUCUGGAAAUAGCAACCUAACCACUCACAAACGUAUUCAUACAGGAGACAAACAAUAUCAUUGUGAUAUCUGUGGAUUACCAUAUCACUGUGAUAUCUGUGGUAAAUCAUUCUCUCAAAAUCACCACUUAACUACUCACAAAUACAUUCACACAGGAGAGAAACCUUAUCAGUGUGAUAUCUGUGGUAAAUCAUUCUCUCAGAAUCAUCAUUUAAUUACUCAUAAGCGCAUUCAUACAGGUGAGAAACCCUAUCCCUGUAAUAUUUGCGGUAAAUCUUUUUCUCAAAGUUACCACUUGAGUAAACACAAACGUAUUCAUACGGGAGAGAAACCAUAUCAUUGUGAUAUCUGUGGUAAAUCCUUCUUUCAGAACCAUACCUUAAUUUCUCACAAACACAUUCACACAGGAGAGAAGCCUUAUCACUGUGAUGUAUGUGAAAAGUCUUUCUCUCAAAAAGGUAACUUAACUACUCACAAACAUAUCCACGCAGGAAAGAAACCAUAACACUGUGAUAAAUCUAUUACUCUCUCUCUCUCUCUCUUUUACUUGUUUCAGUUAUUUGACUGCGGCCAUGCUGGAGCACCGCCUUCAGUCGAGCAAAUCGACCCCAGGACUUAUUCUUUGUAAACCCAG
This is a messenger RNA of Octopus sinensis (East Asian common octopus), 1169 nucleotides long. Its product is annotated as zinc finger protein 239-like. Bases 156 to 1040 code for a protein of 294 amino acids. Gene Ontology annotation, biological process: regulation of transcription by RNA polymerase II. The transcript is spliced from 5 exons. Gene Ontology annotation, molecular function: DNA-binding transcription factor activity, RNA polymerase II-specific; RNA polymerase II cis-regulatory region sequence-specific DNA binding. Gene Ontology annotation, cellular component: nucleus. NCBI's taxonomy places the organism in Eukaryota, Metazoa, Mollusca, Cephalopoda, Octopoda, Octopodidae. The record is from RefSeq and is a predicted model, not a curated record.